CUGUUUUAUAAAAUAUAAUCUGCGUAUGAUUUGAAAAAUAAAUAUAAAAGUGAAAUAUUUAUUUUAUUUAAAAGAAAAAGUUUAUUUAAUGAUUACAAAAUAAUACCAAAAUAUAAUGGUGUCAAAGGAGAGCACAGUCCGAGAAAAAGCGAUCAAACGACUUAUGGCGGAUCACAUCAAAUUGAAAAACACACCGGAAAUAGGCAUACACGCAGAGCCAUCUGUGAAGUCAAUGCUAACAUGGGAAGGAUACAUAAAUGGACCAGAAGGCUCUUAUUACGAAGGAGGAACAUUCCAUAUAAUUAUAAAUUUUCCUAAAGACUAUCCUCAGAAACCGCCUGAUGUGAAAUUCACAUCACAUAUUCUGCACCCCAACAUAUUCUUCAACGGAGAGAUUUGCUUGGAAGAACUUGAAGACGAAUGGGACUCUAGUUACGACGUGUUGUCGAUACUUCUCUUGAUCCAGCAUCUUCUCAGGGAGCCCAACUUUUCUUCUCCCGCCAAUCCGAAAGCAUCUAUGCUUUUUAGGAAGAACAAGGAAGAGUACAAAAAUGAGGUGAAGGCCUGUAUAAAGAAGAAUGAAGAAUAUGAAGAAAUCGAAAAUAAAAAAGAUAGUUAUUAA
Nezara viridula (southern green stink bug) is the source of this 622-nucleotide messenger RNA. Lineage: Eukaryota; Metazoa; Arthropoda; Insecta; Hemiptera; Pentatomidae. The record is from the annotation of a GenBank genome assembly.